Molecule: messenger RNA, 1647 nt
Organism: Saccharomyces eubayanus
Lineage: Eukaryota; Fungi; Ascomycota; Saccharomycetes; Saccharomycetales; Saccharomycetaceae
Gene: SUC2
Product: beta-fructofuranosidase SUC2
Exons: 1
Coding region: 1-1647 (548 amino acids)
Biological process (GO): sucrose catabolic process
Cellular component (GO): fungal-type vacuole
Molecular function (GO): sucrose alpha-glucosidase activity
Source: RefSeq, a predicted model, not a curated record
AUGAAAACAACCAAAAAAACAUAUAUCUUCCUCCCACAAACGUACAUGAUGCUUUUGAAAGCUUUCAUUAUCCUUUUGGCAGGUUUUGCAGCCAAUAUAUCGGCAAAAAUGACAAACGAAACAAGCGACAGACCUUUGGUCCACUUCACUCCUAACAAAGGUUGGAUGAAUGAUCCAAACGGGUUGUGGUUUGAUGGAAAAGAUGCCAAAUGGCACAUCUACUUCCAAUACAAUCCAAACGACACUGUAUGGGGUUUGCCUUUGUACUGGGGCCACGCUACUUCUGAAGAUUUGACUCACUGGCAAGACGAACCUGUCGCUAUCGCUCCUAAGCGUAACGACUCUGGUGCUUACUCUGGUUCCAUGGUGGUUGACUACAACAACACCAGUGGCUUUUUCAAUGAUACUAUCGACCCAAGACAAAGAUGUGUUGCCAUUUGGACUUACAACACACCUGAAAGUGAAGAACAAUACAUUAGUUACUCCCACGAUGGUGGUUACACCUUUACCGAAUACCAAGGCAACCCUGUUUUGGCUGACAACUCCACUCAAUUUAGAGAUCCAAAGGUUUUCUGGUACGAACCAUCUCAAAAAUGGAUCAUGACCGCUGCCAAAUCUCAAGACUACAAAAUUGAAAUUUACUCCUCUGACGACUUGAAAUCUUGGACUUUGGAAUCUGCCUUUGCCAAUGAAGGUUUCUUGGGUUACCAAUACGAAUGUCCAGGUUUGAUCCAGGUCCCAACUGAGCAAGAUCCUACUAAAUCUCACUGGGUGAUGUUUAUUUCCAUCAAUCCAGGCGCUCCAGCUGGCGGCUCUUUCAACCAAUACUUCGUUGGCUCCUUCAACGGUACCCACUUCGAAACUUUCGACAACCAAUCUAGAAUUGUCGAUUUCGGUAAGGACUACUACGCUAUGCAAACUUUUUUCAAUACCGACCCAACCUACGGCUCUGCUUUAGGUAUCGCAUGGGCUUCCAAUUGGGAAUACAGUGCUUUUGUCCCCACUAAUCCAUGGAGAUCAUCCAUGUCUUUAGUUCGUAAGUUUUCCUUGAACACCGAAUAUCAAGCUAACCCAGAAACUCAAUUGACCAAUUUGAAGGCGGAACCAAUAUUAAACAUUAGUAACGCAGGCCCAUGGUCUCGUUUCGCAACCAACACCACUUUAACUGAGGCUAACUCUUACAGUGUCGACUUGCAUAACUCUAGUGGCUCUUUGGAAUUUGAAUUGAUUUUCGCCAUCAACACCACCCAAACCGUCUCUAAGGCUGUCUUUUCUGACUUAUCUCUUUGGUUUAAGGGUUUGGAAGACUCUGAAGAAUACUUGAGAAUGGGUUUUGAAGCAAGUGCCGCUUCUUUCUUUUUGGACCGUGGUAACUCAAAGGUCAAGUUCGUCAAGGAGAAUCCAUACUUUACUAACAGAAUGUCUGUGAACAAUCAACCAUUCAAGGUUGAAAAAGACUUGAGCUACUACAAGGUCUACGGUUUACUGGACCAAAAUAUCUUGGAGUUAUACUUCAACGAUGGAGACGUGGUUUCUACAAACACCUACUUCAUGACCACUGGUAAUGCUUUGGGCUCUGUGAACAUGACCACUGGUGUCGAUGACUUGUUUCACAUUGAAAAGUUUCAAGUGAGAGAGGUCAAAUAG